Molecule: messenger RNA, 11697 nt
Organism: Anoplopoma fimbria (sablefish)
Lineage: Eukaryota; Metazoa; Chordata; Actinopteri; Perciformes; Anoplopomatidae
Gene: kmt2bb
Product: lysine (K)-specific methyltransferase 2Bb
Exons: 36
Coding region: 1-11643 (3880 amino acids)
Biological process (GO): positive regulation of DNA-templated transcription
Cellular component (GO): nucleus; histone methyltransferase complex
Molecular function (GO): zinc ion binding; protein binding; histone H3K4 methyltransferase activity
Source: RefSeq, a predicted model, not a curated record
AUGAUGGCGGCGGCGGGAUGCGGAUCAGCAACCGCGGCUGCCGUAGGAGGCCAAGGUGGAACCGCUACGGCCAGAGGUCGUUUCCCCGGUCGGCCUUGGUCGUCACGCAGUCGUUUGCGAUCAGAGAAACGAUGGCAGCUCGGACGGUCCGGUUCCGAGCCCGAUGAUGUGACUAACGGAGGGCCAAGGCCCGCGAACCUGGUGCUGUCGUUAAACGAAGACCAGCCUCACUUGCGCUUACUCGGGAUAGAAGCGAGCCACCAGACCCUCGACCAGGCUGGAUACAGCUCCAGUGGGAGCGAAGAGGUGAGGUCCCAAACCGAACCAGGAGGAGACGACUUCAGAGGGUUUGAAGCUGAGAGAAAAGGCUCCAAAGGACCUGUUUGGUCGCGACAAAACCCUUCUAAAGGUGAUGCUGUCAACACAAAAUCUAAACGUCAAAGUGAGAAGCUACAGCUUAAAACGCCAGCAGUGGAGGCAGAUAUUACCCCACCUGAUCCCGUGAAGGAUGUAAAUUCUUUGGAGAAAACACACUGCUUAUCUCCUGAAGCAGAGCCUGCAAAGGACUGCCGAAAAGGUUCGAAAGGAAAAAACACUAUGGAUCGACAGUCCACUAAAAGCGGAGCCACAGCAGCAGCACCAAGGAUUACUAUAAAGUUGGUGGCCAAAAAGAAAAUUAAAACGGCAAAGGAGCCUCAUAAAAAAUCUGCGAAGAAGUUGAAGUUUAAGGGGAUCCAGGAUCAGCCUAAAACCGAAGACAUUCAGGGCGACCAGAUUUCAAGUGCUCACGUCAAAUUAAAAACUGAACCACAAGAGGAUAACCAUGACACUGAAGAUAAGGGAGGGGGGACUGUACCUGCAAGAAGGCGUGGGAGAUCUGCUUCAAAGACAGCAGAGCCUGUCUGCCAGACUAGCGCCAAAGUGGUGGUUGAUGACCAAAAAUCAAAAGAAAGAAAAUCACCCGAUCAAUUCAACACUGUAAAGGAGAGCGGCACUGUGCAGCCAAAAACGAAUGCAAAGAAAUUAAAGCAGAAGGAAAUUGUGACCGAACAAAGUUCUGAGGGUAAUCGACAAGUAAUUCGUAGGAGCAAUAGAGUCACUAACCCACUCCCUAAAAAAAUCGCAGACAGUGCUGCUGAACCAGAAAGUCUAAGUAACAGGGAUGCCAUUCCGGUGGAGUCAAAGCCAGAAGUUUCUCAAACAAUGGAGACAAAACCAUCAGCGAGAAGUGACGGACGAAGGCAAAGCAAGAGGCUGAAUAAGGGUGCUACAGGACCAGAAAACCGUGGUUCAUCAUCCACAGAGGCUGAUCAUUUAUCUGAAAAAAGUGACAGUUUGCCUUUGAAAAAUGAGGAAAUGCGGGUCCCAAGUUUAAAGCUGAUGAAGAUCAGAAACCCGAAAUUUGAUGCACAGGCCAGUGAGAAGACCUCAACUCGAAAGAAAAGGCAUAGAAAAAAAUUUGUCUGGACUUUAACAUUAGUAAAGAGCGAAAGUCAUAUAAAGGGUGCUGAAAACACUGUCAAAGUAACAGAGAAGACUUUGAGUGAAGUGGAUCAGGCCACACCUUGUGACACCAGUGUCAACAAGAGUUUGAAGGCAGUGGAUAAAACAUCUAAACAAGAUAACUCAGCCCCACAAGAGAGUCAAAUCUUGGACAAUAAUGAGAAGGAUCCCCAAAACAGGGCCGAUGUUUCAUUUGAGGAAAAGUCAACUUUACAGGUGGAAGUUGAAGUGGAACACGUAAAUGAAACGCCUCCACAGGCAAUGCCUAAAACGGAUUGCGGGAAAGUUCCACCUCUUCAGAUCAAAAAGGUCUCCUCUCCUGGUAAAAAACGUAAAAGCUCAAAGCCCUCCUUUUUGAUUCAGCAAGUUAGCCCUGUGUCUGAAAAUAAAGAGGAUGUUCUGAAAGAUCUGAAUGACGUUAAUGAGGACGAAUCAUCAAGUCUGGAUACUGUAGGCACACCAACUACGAGACUAAGGCGGAGGACACCAAGCUUUGAUUCAUCUCAAACAAAGUCUGUCAGUCAUAAACCAGUGACCACACAGAAACGGAGGCUGAGACCAAGUCCACAGAAUACAGAUCCACCGCAGGAGCAAGUUGAAGAUGCUGUCCAGGCAUCAAUUGAAGAGUCCAGCUCACAUGAUCUUCCUAAAAAUCCCUUGCAGGAUUUGGCUGAGGACCCCUCAGACCCCUCACAGGUGACCAAUGUAAACUCCACUGAAGUUCCUGAUGAGGAUUCCUCAAAAACAGCUGACGAUCCCUCACAGGUGCCAGUUGAAGUUUCCCCACAGAAGGUGGAGAAGGUGGAGAAUGUGGUAGAGCCACAGAUCAGAGAGGCCAAACCAUUGCCUGUGCCUUCCAAACCUAGAAAAUGUAGAAAUAAUAAACUAGGAAAAAAGAGGUCUGUUCUAAGCAAGACGCCUGUUGUCACACCUGAAACUGCUGUCAGCACAGAGUUGGCUACUGUUGAAGCUACUAUCACAGAGUCUGUUGUAGUAACCGAAGUAAGUCAGUCAGAAACAAAAGAUUGUACCCAGCCUGAGGCGAAACAGGACACCGUGUCAGUGGAAGAAGAGCAGAUAUUACCACAGGUAAAAGAGGAAACCGACAUUCAGCUAAUAGAUAGUCAUCAUUCUUUGGCGCCAGAAAGUCAAGCAAGUGAUCCAAAAAGGCGGUGCCCCAGAAAGAAAUCUCUCAGAAAAGGAAAAAAGAAGCGUAAAAAUAUGAUUGGGCAGCGUCAGAAACACAGGCACAGGAGCAGAGAUGGGAAGUUUGCUCCUCUUAAAUACAGUCAGGAUAUGGUUGAGGGGGAUGGUGACAUUUCUCACCCUGUGGAAGCUGCAUCACCAACCCCAAGCGCCAUGCUUGUUGGAGUACACAAAAAACACAGAAAAAGACCAUCAGGCCUUCAUUUUAUGGGGUCCAAAAGGCCAAAACCAACAUCUAAAAUAAUUUCUCAGCUGAUGGAAAUGGGGCUCAAUGAUAGUUUGAAGCAGGAAGAAACAGACACGUUAGUCGAUGGGAGACAAGCAGAUGUCGAUGCCCAACCUGGUAAAUCAAAGUUUGUGAAAAACAUCAAGCACUUCAUUAUGCCUGUUGUAAGUGCCAGAUCCUCACGGGUGAUCAAGACCCCGCAAAGGUUUAUGGAUGAUGCUGGAAUGUCAAUAUUGCCUCGAAGAAACUCACCAAAGAAAGGUUUCCAACUGGGCCUGCAAAUGCGCCCAGGAAAGAGGCGAGAUGAUGGGAUGGGCAGAGCAAUAUCCCCCAUCCUGCCGAUUGACGAAGAGGACAUAUUGAGUGAAGCUCAGUUGGAUGUGGAUCUGUUUUCAUCUCAGGAACUGGAUGACGACAUUGAUAUAGCUGACAGCCUAUUUUCUGACAGGAUAAGUGGCAAAAUUGAGAGGAAGAAAUCUCUUCUAAAGAACUCUAAUUUCAAGUGGCAUGUGCCAGAAGAGUCAAGCGAUGAAGUGUACACACUGGACAAAACUUCAGAGGACAAAUGUGAGGAUCUGUAUUUAUCUACACCACUUGAAAAGCGCACAGAAGUAUCUACUGAACUGCUGGAGGCCCCGAAAAAGAAAAGUUCCCUGAAGUUUAACAAACAAGCGGCUCAGCUCAAGAUUUUUCAAAGGCUCAAGAAGGCACACAGAGGACUUCCCAAAAGCAGAUACACAACCGAGACGGAGUUUGUGAGUAAACAUCCGCAGCCUCCGGUUGAUUUAGCAGAGGGACUCGACGAUGAGGCCAUGAGCAUCAGCCUUAGGCAACGGAAUACAAACACAGAAAAGGACAAAUCCAAGCUCAAGAUAGAAGACCUUGACUCUCCUGGAGUGGUCAGAAAAGUCUCUGUGUGCGUUAGGACUAUGAACUCCAAGUCCCUUUUAUUUCUGCACGGUGGAAAAGAGGGUUUAGCGGGGAAAGACACUGCCAAGCUUCACUCAGGAGAGCUGCAAUCAAAACAGAACUCAGGCGCAGGUGAAGGCGAUUAUCUUGGAUCGGUGGAGAAGGGAGCAUCACAGAGGGCGCGACUCACUGGUGCAAAUAAAAGGAUGUUCAAUCUCCUCAGGAAAGCCAAGGUCCAGCUCAUGAAGAUUGACCAGCAGAAACAGCUAAAGUCGUCCGGGCUGUUAUCGGGCCCGACUGGUGCCAGAUCUCGAGAUGUCACCUCAAAGAGACAAAGGAGGAAGCAGAGGGUUCAGCUUGAUGCUGAUGUUCCAGUGAAGACAGAGCCACCUCAAGGACAACAGCAGCUCAUCUCCCCGCUGUGCCAGGAGUUCCGUAGAGCAGGAGGUCCACGUAUCAAGCACGUGUGUCGUGCUGCAUCCGUGGUGCUUGGGCAGCCUCGAGCCUUGGUACCAGAUGACAUUCCCAGACUUAGCGCCUUGCCUCUGCAUGAAAGAACUGGCAUUUCCCCUUCAGCCAUCCCUAAAGAUAUUGGUUCUCACUCGGAAUCAGACAGUCCGGGGUUGUCAGAUCCAAAGUUCAUCAAGGCCAAGAAGCCGUCAAACUUUGCGAAACGGAAAGGACUCGGGCCAUUUGGGUAUCGCUCUCGGAGGUGUGGCGUCUGCAAAGGCUGCAACCACGAGGACGACUGUGGCAAGUGCAUGAACUGCCUUGACAAACCCAAGUUCGGUGGCCCCAAUACCAAACGACAGUGUUGUGUGUAUAAGAGAUGUGAUCAAAUUGAAGAGAGAAAAGCACGCAGACUAAGUGGAAGAACAGCACCGAAAGGUGCCUCUAAGCGACGGCGAUCCUCUCUCAGUGUGGGUCAUUCGAGUAAUGAUGAAGGGAACGAGGGUGGUGCCGAUUCACCAUCUGGUCUCCCGGGUGACGGCCACAGUCCAUCUGUAAGGAAGCAGCCAAAGCGUGUUGUGAAACCCCGCGUCUACUUUGACCUGGUGGACUACGAAUCCGAUCUAGAUGACAAAGCUAUCUCAAGCUCUGCCUCACCAGCCAGGAGACGGGGCGCUGGAUCCCGUUUCAGUCAAGACUUUGUGUCACUGGACGGAUUCCUUGGAGACAUUUCAGAUGAAGAAGUCCGUCAGCGAAAGUCCAGUUCACACCGUGUACCACCUGCUCGACGUAAACCUGAGAAGGGUGCUUUGGAGCAGACUCCCCCCAGUGUCUUGGCCGCACUUGCCCAUGGUUUUGAGCAGAGAGACACCGAGUCUUCUAAACCUACUCAUAAAAUCAGGGUUGACUUCAAGGAGGACUGUGCUUUGGACAACGUCUGGAAUAUGGGAGGUUUAAGUAUAUUGACCUCUGCGCCGCCCAUGCCACCAUAUGUCUGCUUCCUUUGUGCCAGUAAAGGGCAACAUGAGAUGCUGCAUUGCCAAGUAUGCUGUGAGCCCUUCCACCAGUUUUGCCUUGAUCCAGCGGACCGCCCCUCUGAAGAGAACAAGGAAAACUGGUGCUGUCGUCGCUGCAAGUUUUGUCACGUGUGCGGCAGGAAAAACAAGCACUCAAAGCCGUUGUUGGAGUGUGAACGAUGCCAGAACUGCUAUCAUACUUCCUGUUUGGGACCCAACUAUCCAAAACAAAACAAGAAGAGGAAAGCUUGGGUGUGUAUGACAUGCAUCAGGUGUAAAAGUUGUGGUGUCACACCCGGGAAGAGUUGGGACACUGACUGGAACCACGACAAAGGACUCUGUCCAGACUGUUCAAAACUCAAUGAACUGGGUAACUACUGUCCAAUCUGCUUCAAGUGCUAUGAGGACAAUGACUACGACAGUCAGAUGAUGCAGUGUGGCACCUGUAACCACUGGGUACAUGCCAAGUGUGAGGAUCUAACAGAUGAGCUGUAUGAGAUCCUGUCCAGCUUGCCAGAGAGUGUCGUGUAUUCAUGCCGGCCAUGCAGCGUGACCCAGCCCAGUGCUUGGAGAGAGCUGCUCUAUAUUGAGCUCAGGUCUGGGGUGGAAAAGGUGCUGGCUUGCUUACUCUCCUCCACCCUUACCCAGCACCUUGUUGCCUGCUCACAGUGUGAGAAGUUGGUUGAUCCUGACAGUGGAAUAGAAGGACAGCCAGCCUGUGACCUCCGAGCUGUUGGCAAGAAGUUUGACAAAGGCCUUUAUACUACGUUGAAAAUGUUCCAUGAAGAUGUGGUUCAGGUUGUGCGAAAGAGGCUUGAGCAAGAGGAGAAUCUUCCAGAAGAGCAGAGGCCUACUGCCCUGGCCCGCUCUUACUACUUAAAGCUCCUCGAGGAAGUAUUUAAUUGGUUCAACAGCCAAGACCCAAAGGUGUGGAACUCAUGUACCAAAGACUUACCCAUGGGUAUGCUGUCCCAAGCUGUUCAUCCUCCAACAACUGAGCAUGUUUACGCCCAGUGGCAGGAGAGAGAGGAGCUCUCAUCUAGGGCUCCCCUGGGGCUCCUGCAGGACGACAACGGACAAAGCUUAAUUGUAAAGGAGGAAGAAGCAGUUUCUCCAUUGCCUGGGGAGCCAAUAAGCCAGAACUUCUUCAAAACCAGCAGGGCUGUCAGGUUCAAAUUCAAAGGGAAAAGAGGCCGCCUUUCAAAAGCCGAUUUAGACACUGGAUGGUCUAAAGAUGAUGAGAGACAGUGCUCUUUGUGCCAAAAAUAUGGAGACCUCAAACCUAAUGACGCAGGCCGGUUGCUGUACUUGGGCCAGAAUGAGUGGGCACAUGUCAACUGCUCUCUGUGGUCAGCUGAGGUGUUUGAAGAGGAUAAUGGCGCUCUACUACAUGUACACAGUGCCGUCACAAGGGGCCGAUUGAUGCGUUGUGAGCGCUGCAACCAGACGGGUGCCACAGUGGGCUGUUGUCUGACAUCUUGUCAAAGCAACUAUCACUUCAUGUGUGCCCGCUCCCGGCACUGUGUGUUCCAGGAGGAUAAGAAGGUCUAUUGCUACAAACACCGACAUCUCAUCAGUGGCAAGAUGGUAACGGGUCAGGAAUUUGAAGUUAACCGCAGGGUGUAUGUGGAUUUUGAGGGGAUUAGCUUCCGCAGAAAAUUCUUGACUGGACUGGAACCAGAAUUAAUCAACGUGAUGAUUGGUUCCUUACAGAUUGAACAACUGGGUGUGCUCACAGAACUUUCGGCUAGCAACGGAAAGCUGUUUCCUGUGGGUUUUCAGUGUACUCGUUGGUACUGGAGUACAGUUAAUCCAUUGCGCCGGUGCAAAUAUACAUGUACAGUGCGGGAGGUUCGGCCAGUUGUCCCUGAGAAGCCUGUUGAGGAGAUGCCUAACCAAGGAGACAAUAACACAAUUGCUCACAGUCCCUGUCCACUAUCUGACUCUGAAGCCCAAGAGAAUGAUAUAAUGGAAUCCCAACCCCCAACUGAGGAUACCUUUAUCCCAGGACCUACCCUUAAGUACGAUCACGGUGCAAGGCCAAAGAAUCCCAGGAGACCAGCUGGAGGAAUGUCCCGACCCCUGCCAUCCCCAGGAGUAAUCCAGUUGAAACCCCACCACAUAUUAACCAUAAGUGAUCUGGAUGAAACGCGAAGGGUCCUUCGCCAAAGCAACUCUCAACCAGCAGGCCUCCACAGUCACAUACCCCCCCCUCCUCUGGGUCCUCUAACUGGGCCGAUAACUCUCCGUGCUGGAAAGACUUCCCUUCCCACUUCCCCGCUGCUCCCACUUGGUGCUCCAGACAACCUGAUAAAUUGUCCAUCAUCCCGCUCAGUUGGAGUUAGAAGUGCGUCCUCAGUCCGAUGCCCUGGGAGUACAAUGACCCAUUGUUCCUCAUCUUUGUUUCCUCAGUCAUCCUGGCAGGAAGGUGCAGCAAGCUUUCCAUCACCAAGUCUGUCUUUCUCUCCGACCAUACAACUACCCAGAAAUCGAUUGACGUUUGAUCUGAACCAGUCAGACUCAGUCGAGGUGCCACACAACUUCUUAGCUUCACCAGAACCUGAAGAUGUCUCUCCAGCAAACGGUACAUCACCACAGGGGGAUUUAGACCAACAGAAGGAUGAAGGAGAAUUUCCCUACAGUUCAUUCCACAAGGAUCCCAAUAUGAGUCUGGCCCAAGAGAUGAGGACAGAGCUGGAGAUUGAAGAGACACUCCUGAAUGAAGGUGUGGCAAUGAACUGUGGGGGACAAAUAGUGGUGGAAGGUGACGAUCAGGAGGAAUUUUGGGGAAAAUCCCAAGAGGUACACAAAAGGAAGACUCUCGUUGCCAACCUGCCACGGUCUGGAGCGUCAGCCAGGGAUGACUUAAGCAACACCUCUUCUGAUGAUGAUAUGGAGCACUAUUUUGACUUUUCAAGGACAAUAGUCAGCUGUCCCGGGUCAAAAGAUCAUUCCAAGUCUCCCUCCUCCCCUUCCUCCCGUCCAAUGGCUCAGCUAGAUGGUGUAGAUGACGGUACGGAGAGUGAUGCAACCAUAGCGGCCAACGAUGACGCUCAGAAAGUUGAGGGUUGUAGUCGAGCUCAGAUACAAGCCAAAACCCUAAAUAGUAAAAAUGCCCCUGAAUCGAACACUACAAACAGCACACAGGGUGUUCAGAGUCUGUUCCCCAAAGCAUCAUCCAAUGAUAAGCACACAGAUUCUUCUUCAGUUACCGUCUCAGUUGCCAGCAAAUGUCCUACAGAUAGUCCGCAUCAAGAUCCACCUAAAUCCCAUGUUGCCAGUCAUUCAAAUGAGAACAACAUGGGAUUUGUUUCUCCACAAAUUUCCAAAAACUCUCCACUCAAAGAGCAAAGCUCUGACACUCCGUUUAUGCAUCAGGAGACCGUGCUUCCUACUCCAGUCCGCGAUGCUCUGCCUAACUUACUCACAAAGGUGCCUGAGACUUCCUCUUCAGAGGAUUUAUUCCAGGGUUCCAGUUUAGGCUUGGCCUCUGGAACACCUGUUGUUUUUGAGAGAUGUGCCGCUAGUCCCCAUCUAACUGAGAUGGUUCCUUUGCUAGAAGGCACACCGCUUAAGACCCAAAAAUCUGAAGCUCGUAAACCCCUGAGCUCAGAACCUGACAGCAGCCACUCUACUGUGUUGAUUAGCAACAUAACAGCUAAAACAGUGGAACCUUCAUUACCAGAUUCUGCUGAUAACAGUCAGGGCACCAAGCUGGACCUUCUUCAGCCCUCCCCUGUCGUUUCUACAGCUGUACAGAACCCCUCUCAAGGCCUCGUAGACUCUCUGCAGAUGUAUUCCUCUCUACCAGGUUUCAGUCAACCUCCUCUAACAAGUAUCACACUUCAGCCAGUAACAUCCUCACAAGAGUUAACCUUCCCUUCCACGGGCCCCUUGUCUGCUAAACUAACCACCCUCAGUCCUGUUGUAGACGUGACACAAACCCUGCUAAACGUUACCCCUCAUAACGAUCCAGUGCUAUCAGCUAUGUCAGGCCCCUGUCCCCCAUCAGGAACACGUGGAACUGUCUCCCUACCCAUCUACUCCACACAAUCAAAGCCAUUGUGCUCCACAGCUGUCACCAUUGUUUCUUCUUCUGCGUCAAUGCCGUCUCUUUCUGUACUUUCAACGCAAUGUUCAACAGCGCCAACGUCGGUCCAAACCACCUCAACCCCUGUCAUCUUAAAUGGUUACAGCUCUUCAUCUGUGCAGAAGGAAGCUACAUUGGGUCACACAAUCUCCAUCAACUUUUCUACAUCCAGGCCAGCUUUAGAACCUCAGCAGCCAGUGGUUCCCCAGACUUUACCUGGUCAUGCUAUUCUUACUGUGAAGGAGGUGGGAGGUCCCAAUGUAGAUCCUACACCACAUGUCCUGCUGGUGAACCGCCUCGGGCAGAUCUUCGUGAAGAACCCUGAAAGCAACACUUUCCAGCUCCCCACUCCCAGCUCCUCCUCCUACAACUGUGUCACUCAGAUCGCCAGCCUUUUGCAAAGCAAUGCACUGUCAGCCACACUAGCAGCAGCUGGUAAUAUGACUGCUCCAUCCCCCGGGACCAGCGUUGCAGCAGCAGUUCCUGCGCCCACAGUUCAGAAUCCAACUACGAUCACACAGCUGCUAACUCACAAUAGCAACGGUACAGUGACAGCAGUUAAUGUUAAGAAGGCAAAAAAGAGUGCAAAAACACCAAAAGAUGAAACCGGUCUAGAGUUGAAAAAAGCAAAGAAGAAGAAGGAUUCUAGUGCAUCCAGGAAAUCAAAGUCACCCACGGUGUCAGGGCUUCAGCCUGCUACGCCAACUGAGAAUCCUCCCCUGAGUCCUGCUGAAAGUGCCCAAGCAAUUAUCAAUCAAGCAAUGGCGAGUAACUACACCCCCAAGUGGAGUGGGCUUGGAACACUAAGCCCUUCCUCACUGGUUUUACCACCUGACCUACUAGUUGAACCGGAGCCUCCAGUGUUGCCUCGCUCUCCAUCAGUAACACCAACAGCAGCUCCUGCACCCAGACCUCGCACCCAUGUCCGCAUGAAGCGAGUGUCUUCGCUUUCAGACCGUAUUGUCACAAAGAAGUCAAAAGUUGACUUCCUAAAACCGGAGCCCCCCACUGAGGAUGAGGAGCAACGCAGACCAACCUUUCCAAACAUCUCCAGCAGAGCCUCGGGAGUCCGCAUCAAGACCCCAACAGUGAAAGGAGUACUGAACCUGGACCAGUUAAAGGAGGAGCAUAUAAGUGAUUCUGACAGCUUAGGAUCAGAGCCUUGGAAUUUAAUGUCUCAGGGCGAACAAGGCAAACAGCAUGCAUGGGAACCAGUGGGACACAGCACCCUGACAGACUGGAGGAAAUACUCCGGCGCUGCUUGUACCUCAGAUGAUGAGCCACCACUGUCUGACGAGGAUGAGGAAUUUUCAACGAGCAGAGACCAGCCACACUUAAGAUUUGAGAUAGCAAGCGAUGAUGGUUUCAGUGCAGAAGCAGACAGUAUUGAGGUGGCGUGGAAAGCAGUGAUAGACGGGGUGCAGGAGGCACGAGCUAUUGCAAGGUUGAGACCUCUGACCUUUCAGAGGAUCACCGGCGCCCAUAUGCUGGGUCUGGUCCAUGAUGCAGUGGUGUUCUUGCUGGAGCAACUGCAAGGAGCCCACCGCUGUCAACGCCACGCCUUCCGUUUCUUCAAACAGUUCACGCAGGAGGACGACCUCCCUGUCAAUCCCACUGGCUGUGCCCGCUCUGAGCUGUAUCUUAGGAAGUCCACAUUUGACAUGUUUAACUUCCUGGCUUCUCAGCAUAGACAGCUUCCUGACAUUGGGUCUUAUGAUGAUGAGGAAGAUGAAGUUCUUUUGAAAUCCACAAGACGGGCUACCAGUUUGGAGUUGCCCAUGGCCAUGCGCUUCAGACAUCUGGAAAGGACAUCCAAGGAGGCUGUAGGCGUGUACAGGUCUGCUAUCCAUGGGCGUGGUCUUUUCUGCAAGAGGAACAUUGAAGCAGGGGAGAUGGUUAUUGAAUAUGCAGGCAUCGUCAUUCGCUCAGUGCUCACUGACAAAAGGGAGAAGUACUACGAUGGCAAGGGUAUCGGCUGUUAUAUGUUCCGCAUUGACGACUUUGAUGUGGUGGAUGCAACCAUGCAUGGCAACGCGGCAAGAUUCAUCAACCACUCCUGUGAACCUAACUGUUACUCUCGAGUGAUCAACGUGGAAGGCCGGAAGCAUAUCGUCAUCUUUGCUCUUCGGAAGAUCUACAGGGGGGAGGAGCUCACCUAUGACUACAAGUUCCCCAUUGAAGACGCCAGCAGCAAACUCAACUGUAACUGUGGGGCCAGGCGAUGUCGGCGUUUCCUCAACUGAGACAUCCCUCUUAUGAAAAUGGGAGGAUCCUGUGUACUAGUAAGCCCUCAAUUA